This is a messenger RNA of Rotaria sp. Silwood1, 1867 nucleotides long. The record is from the annotation of a GenBank genome assembly. Lineage: Eukaryota; Metazoa; Rotifera; Eurotatoria; Philodinida; Philodinidae.
AUGAAAAAUAUUGUUGAACAAAUUCUUCUUAAUCCAAAAGAAUAUCAUGUAGAAAUAUUACAAUUAAGUGCAACAACAUGUUUAUGUAAAUUUAUGGUAUUAUCACUUGAAUUAUACGAAACACAUGCAAAAAUGUUAUUUGAUUUAUUAAAAAAUUCAACAUUCGAAACAUUUGCUGCUUAUUCAGAUGAUGUUUAUGGUUGUUUACGUGAUCGAUCAGAUAAUGUACGUUUAGCAGCAUUAAAAACAAUUUCAAAUUUAAUUCUCAAAGAAAUGGUUAAACCAAACGGUCAAAUAAGUGAAAUAGCAUUUUGUAUUAUUGAUAAACAUACUGAAAUAGCUACAUUAGCUACAUCAUUUUUUAGUGAAUUAGCUAAACGACAACAUGGUGAAGCAUUAUUUAAUAUUUUACCAGAUAUAUUUUCAAAUUUAGUUGACGGUAAAUUAGAUGAGCAACGUCAAUUAAAUGAAGAAGAUUUUAAAUCUGUUAUCGACUUUUUAUUUAAAUAUGUUAGUAAAAAAAAACAAACAGAAAGUCUAGUAGAAAAAUUAUUGGAAAUAUUUCGUACAGCUGAUGGUAAUCCUUGUGUAUGGCGUGAUCUUGCUUAUAUCAUGUCAAAAUUAACAUUUAAUGAACAAUCAUUAAAAGGUCUACUUCAUUAUUAUAAUGAUUAUAGAGAGAACUUAUUUGAUAAUGAUGUUUAUCAAUCAUUUUUAACGAUUCUUAAUAAUGCAAAAAAGAAUUUAGGAGCUAAACCUGAUUUAAAAGUUCUAAUUGAUGCAUUAUCGACUAAUAUCAAUAAAGAAAGAUCACCAAAUGGAAUUUUAAUUGCUGUACAACAAGUACAACAAAAAACAAAACAACAACCAAAAGGUAAAAAAAUCAAAACUAAAAAAGAACUAACGAUGAAAGUCCUUCAAUUUGUGGGGCAGACCUUUUUGGUAUCCGUUCCGAUCACAGUCUAGAAAAAACUAUUCCAGAGUUUAUUCAUAUCACAUCAAAAAAAAUUUCUUUAGUCCUUAUUUUUUGAUUUAGUCGAUGACUGGCACUUUUUCAGUCAUCUCUUUUGAAUUAUGUUCUGAUUGAUGAUUUAUAAGAUACUUUGCUUAAAACUAGAGAAUAUUGAACUAUAAUCUUUAGUUGCGGUUGGAACAACUUUUUUCUCGUAGUCUCAGUCGCGUCCGGUCUCAGCAACUUCUCAUUCUGGUGGUCCAGGUCUAGGCCCAUACUCACAUCCACACCCUUUUUCUUAUGAUCUCAGUGACCGAAACUGCAGCUACAGUUGGUCUCGCACAUCUCUAAUUGAGAUUAUGUGCAUUAUGUGGAUUUAAAUGAGCUAUGAAUACUCUGAAAGGAGAUCGUGCCCUUAGCUUAUUGCUGUGAAGAUUCUGCACUUUUUAAAUAAAUGCUGUGAUCCUCAAGAAAAAAAAUUCAUUUUCAAAUUUCGAUUUGUAAUUUUGUAUAGAAACAGGUCUUAACUAGAAUAGAUUAUUGUGAAAGUUACAGAUCUUGUCACUGUUACUAUUCUAAGAUAGAACUAUGAUAAUAGUAUGUCUUUUACGUCACUCGUAUAAAUGAGCAGAUUUAAUGUUCUUAUUUUAGUAUAGAAGUCAAUCAAAAGGCCUAAAACUUUCACAAUAAACUUCUCUUGUUUAAGUCUGUCUCUAUGCGAAAUUUCAAGUCGAAAUUUAAAAACGAGUUUUUCUGAGAGGGACUAUGAGAUUGAUUUAGGAAGUGUAGUAGCUCCGCAGCAAUAAGCUACAGGCACAAACUUUUUUCAAGAUAUACAUAGCUCAUUUGGUUCUAUAUAAUCUUAACUUAAAAGCAAUUUAUCAGUCAGAGUACUUUUCUCGUAAAAUUCUUUUU